AUAAAACGAGCCGCGCAACGUAUAUAACCGCUCGCAAACAUAUAGUGAAAAUAGUUUACUUUUUCCGUUUAGAGAGCAUAUCUUAUGAUCAAAAGAGGAACAGAAUGAGCAGAAAAUGGAAUCCCACGCUGUGGAGCAAGACUUUCGACCAAAUGUUGAAAGAAAAGUUGGGCAAUGAUGACAGCUGGGAAUUUCGGUCCAACAACAGCCUGGAAGAGAAUCUCUCUGAUGAUGAGAAGAGCUUGGGGUGGAAGAUCUCCAGCUGCCGCUCUGCCCACGGAACAUUCAGGUGUGGUACCUGCCGCAGAAGCUGGCCAUCGGCCCGGGUUACUCUUCUCUUCCACUACCGCCUGCGCAGCGAGGCAGCCCGGGGGACGGUGAUCAUGCGACCCUUCGGACAGGCGUGCCGGGGCUGCAGUGGGAAGUUUCUGCUCCCAGGGUUCUCCAGGCUGCAAGUAAAGAUGGUCCUGCUCAAGCUGAUUCGCAAGAUCAAGAAGAACUGCUACGGUGAAGAGCAAGAGAACAACAAUAAUUCCUUCCCCUCUGAGAAUGUGCGGACGAAGCCGCAUGAGAGUUCGCUGUGUGAGGCCUGUAGUCAGGGGAUGUGCCGUGUGGGAAAGGAAACAUGAUUACCUCAGGAGCCCCAGCAGGCAACAUGAGUCGCCCUAUUAGUUACCUGAGACACAUAAUUAAAAAAAAAAAUUUUUAUAUUAAAAAGAAACAAAAAUGCCUCUAAAUCAAUAUAUAUAUUUUUAACCAAUGUAAUAUGGAGGAAAAUAUUUAUUCAAAGUGAUAUUGUAUUGUCUACGUUUGGAACCAUAUGUAUAUGUGGAGAUGUGGGGGGGGGGUGGGUGGCAUGGUUAUGGCUGUGGGCGGAGAUAAGGGGGGAGGAUAUUAGAUAAUCGGGGCUAGCCUUUAUCUGUUUGCAUGGUGUGAGAUUGGGGACUCUGAGAUGAGAGAGAGAGAGAGAGAGAGAGAGAGAGAGAGAGGGCCGACACAGGCACAAUCAGUGCACAAGCAAACAGGCUGAGACAGAAAUUAAUUUCCUUUUGUAUUGUACAUAUUACAAUCAACGUCAAAGGGAGGAAUUCUUUGAAAAUAUAAACACUAUUUUCCCCAACAUCCAAAAUAUGAGUGACAAUGAAAAAUUAUUAUUAUUAUUUUAACCUUGUACUAAAGAUAUUUGUUUAUAUUAGAAUAAUAGUAAUAUUGUUUUUUGUGAUGUUCUUCACACCUUAAUGUUAUUUGUUUCUUUUUGACACGAAUAUGUGAAUAUGCCUAUUAUUAUUCUUAUUAUUAUUAUUAUUAUUAUUAUUAUUAUUAUUAUUAUUGGACAAGCCGCCAAUCUAUCGCAGGGCACACACAGCAUUCACUCACACCGGAGGCAGAAACGCGUUAUGCUUUUUAUACUAAUGAUUUAAAUAAUUGUUAAAAAAUGUUGUAAAUAUUGCCAGAAUUGUUUGUUUAUUUGAUGAGAUAACUGCUUAGAAUAAAAUAUGUCAGUUUAA
Messenger RNA from Anguilla rostrata (American eel), 1508 nucleotides. RefSeq names its product receptor-transporting protein 4-like. Lineage: Eukaryota; Metazoa; Chordata; Actinopteri; Anguilliformes; Anguillidae. The coding region runs from base 105 to 629 and encodes 174 amino acids. Gene Ontology annotation, biological process: protein targeting to membrane; protein insertion into membrane. The record is from RefSeq and is a predicted model, not a curated record. The transcript is spliced from 3 exons. Gene Ontology annotation, molecular function: olfactory receptor binding.